This is a messenger RNA of Acanthosepion pharaonis, 672 nucleotides long. The record is from the annotation of a GenBank genome assembly. NCBI's taxonomy places the organism in Eukaryota, Metazoa, Mollusca, Cephalopoda, Sepiida, Sepiidae.
AUGUUUCGAUUUUCCUGUCACUGCGUGGUAAUCAACAAACUGGAAAUUGUCAAAUCGACGUCGGGGCAGACAGUCAUCGAACUCCUCCAUAACAUCCCACGGUCCGUCACCAACUCCGACAACUAUGAUACUCAGGGGGAAUUCAGAUGCAUUGACGAUAGCUUGGAUGGUACCAGGCUCCUCUCUAUAUAUAUAAAAUCUAUCUAUCUAUCUAUCUAUCUAUCUAUCUAUCUAUCUAUCUAUCUAUCUAUCUAUCUAUCUAUUAAAAGGUGCGAAGGUGGUGGGCCCGCUCAGAGUGACACUACGAGCCAGCUCAUUGUACCUUUCCAAAACCUCCUGGAAGCCGUGACACGGAUUACCGGACUGAUUGAAACAGAACACAUCCUGAUCUAUCCCGGGACUGACCCGAUGAAGGCACUGACCACCGAACGUCUUCCUUCCUUGCCAUUCAUUGCUGGCCGUAAAAUCGACGCCGACGAUCAGCUGGCAGCGGUCAAGUCCGGCCCUUUUACACGCUUUGCUGACCUCUUCGAACGUUUCGAAGUGGUCCUCGAACGAGAAGAAGUAGUUCUUGUUGCCAUAGUCCGGAAUUCCGAGCAGAGCCAAGAAAAAACUAAAUUAAAUCUAUCUAUCUAUCUAUCUAUCUAUCUAUCUAUCUAUCUAUCUAUCUAA